UCAGUAUGCAUGUAACAUAGUACACGUAGAUGUAAGUUAGUGCACAUAGAUGUAACAGUGCACAUAUGUAAUGUAGUGCAAAUGUGUAGAACUGCAGGCUCUGAACAUGGCAAAUGGGUGUACUCCAGGGGCGGACUGACCAUUUGGAAACUCGGGAACUGCCCGAGAGCCCGGGAUGCCCCUGGUACCUUUUUCAUAGGCUUUUUUGAGUUUGGGCAAGGACACAGGGGCCCCAUGAUCCCAUAUUGCCCGGGG
This is a messenger RNA of Staurois parvus, 255 nucleotides long. The record is from the annotation of a GenBank genome assembly. Lineage: Eukaryota; Metazoa; Chordata; Amphibia; Anura; Ranidae.